This is a messenger RNA of Octopus sinensis (East Asian common octopus), 6082 nucleotides long. RefSeq names its product protein ERGIC-53. NCBI's taxonomy places the organism in Eukaryota, Metazoa, Mollusca, Cephalopoda, Octopoda, Octopodidae. The record is from RefSeq and is a predicted model, not a curated record. Gene Ontology annotation, cellular component: COPII-coated ER to Golgi transport vesicle; Golgi membrane; endoplasmic reticulum membrane. Gene Ontology annotation, biological process: endoplasmic reticulum to Golgi vesicle-mediated transport; Golgi organization; endoplasmic reticulum organization. The coding region runs from base 159 to 1760 and encodes 533 amino acids. Gene Ontology annotation, molecular function: D-mannose binding. The transcript has 15 exons.
CCCCCUUUUGUGUACAUUGACACAGCGUAAACCACCGUUAACUCUGCCGGUGUCCGCCAGAUGUCAGCAAUCCACACCAUUUGCCCGACACUCUCAACCGUUUCCAGCCACAUUGUCGUCGUCGUCCACCUGCUGCUGUUGCUGCCAAAACACCGAAGAUGUUCAACAGAAACACCACACCAUCACCAACCACAGCAACAGCAAUGUGUUCAUGUCGACACACACUCCAUACUCUGAUGUUUCUCAUUUCCUUGACGCUCAUCGUUGUGGUCUGGUCCACCGCACCAAUGGUCUCUGCGUCCGUUCCUCGUCUCAGGUUCGAAUAUAAACUCAGCUUUAAAGGACCACAUCUCAUACAAAAGGACAAAAGUAUACCGUUCUGGGAAUACGGCGGAGAUGCCAUCGCAGGUGAUGAAAAUAUUCGAGUGACGACAUCUUUGAAAAGUAAAAAAGGUUGGGUGUGGACCAAAAAUCCUGUCCCACAUGACAAUUGGGUCAUUGAAGUGACCUUCCGGGUCACAGGCCGAGGAAGGGUUGGAGCUGAUGGCUUGGCCAUCUGGUACACACUGGAUAAAGCAGUUGAAGGUCCUGUUUUUGGUAAUAUGGACAAAUGGAAUGGAAUGGGACUUUUCUUUGACUCAUUUGACAAUGAUGGGCAGCGAAAUAAUCCCUACAUUCUUGUAAUGCUAAACAAUGGUACGAGGGAGUAUGACCACAUGAAUGAUGGACACGACCAACAACUGGGUGGAUGUCUUAGAGAUUUCCGCAACAAACCUUUUCCGCUAAAGGCCAGAGUGGAAUAUUAUAAAAACUCACUCACAGUGUUUAUUCACAAUGGGAUGUCCAGUAACCAGAAUGAAUACGAACUGUGUCUGCGUGCAGAGGGCAUCCACCUUCCUAAGAAUGGAUUCUUUGGGGUGACGGCUGCAACAGGCGGAUUGGCAGAUGACCACGAUGUAAUGGCGUUCUUGACUCAUUCCAUGCAUGCUCCAGCUGACCAGAUGGACACAGGCACAAAAGUGUCAGAAGACGAGAAAAAGAAACUUGAUGAAGAAUUCAAAGAGUAUUACAAGAAACUUGAACAAGCCAAAGAAGAUUUUAAAAAAGAAAAUCCAGACAAAGCAAAGGACGAAUAUGACAUUGAUGUGGAUAAAUGGUUUGAGAGUCAAGGUGAGAGGGAGCUGAAACAGAUCUUUGAAGGUCAAAAUAGCAUAUAUGGAACACUCCGAGAGUUAAACAAGAGGCUGGACGAGUUAUCUGGACGCCAGGAGUUGAUUCUCUCAAAAGUCACAUCCAUCCAGGCACCUGUGGCAGGACAGCCACCAAUACAGCAUGCACAGGGCACAGGCAUUCCAAUGGACACAAUUAGGAGACAUGAAGUUGAUAUGGUGAUUAACAAUCAAAAUGACUUCCGAGCACAGAUGAAAGACAUAAGGCAACUGAUUGGUUUAAUCAAGGAGAAAGCUGACCAUUUUAGUGGUGUUGGUGCAACGAACGAUGGCAAGGCACCUGGUGGUGGAUCUGGAGCUAACAUGCAGUUGCAGAUGGCGCUACAUGAAGUGAAAGACACCAUCAAACAAGUGCGCACUGACACAGCAAACAUCUUAAACACAUCUCAGGGAUCAAACACAUCAUGCCCUAACAUCAACUGCAUAUCUCCGAAAGUGUUUUUCAUUGGUUUAUCUGUACAGAUUGCUGCUCUUUUCAUCUAUGCCAUGUACAAGCAAAGCAAGGAAGCACAAGCCAAGAAAUUCUAUUGAAAACAUUGUUUUUUGUUGGUUAUUGUUUUUUUUUUUAACUCUCUCUCUUCUUCCAUCUCAGUUGAAUACUGUGUCUCUGGAUGUUUGUGACUGAGACUAUUUGUGUGUGUGUGUGUGUGUGUGUGUGAGAGAGAGAGAGAGAGAGAGAGAAACUGCAGAAGCAUUUCAUUUGGAAGUUGAAAGAGAUAUAUGAGACAAAGCUGUAGGUUUUCAUGUCUCACAGCAUGUGUGUGUGUUGUGUGCCUGGCUAUAAGUCUAUGUGUGUGUGUGUUAUUUUGUUUUUUUUUAUGGCAAAUUGUAUAAAAGAAAUAAAUAAAAUGAUAAUAAAAGUAUAAAAUGUAUUUUUAAAAACUAAAUGACGAUGUAAGGUUUGGGGUUGUGUUGAUGAGAGGAUGGUUGUAUUGUGUGCAUCUAUGUAAUGGUGAUGGAUAUCAUUUCAUAAUUGGGUCUAACCACUGAGGAAUAAAUCUGUUUAUACUAGACUAGAUUUAAACACCAACCCAUUCAAAUGUCACUUUCCUAAGAAUUCCUUAACCAUCACUUCUCAUUUAUGUGGGUGGUCAGUCCCUGGCAAUUGAGAAAGAGAAUCCCAGUCUGUGAUCUUGCUAUACACCCCACCCCAAUCUGUUGUGUCUCCCCUUCUAUACACACUAACCUCUGCUCUCUCUAUACACCCCUUGCUCUUUGCUGAAUCUCUAAACAAACAAUUUAAGUUCAUUUUCAUACAGUAAAAGACAGCAAAGCAACUUCCAUGGUCAAGCGGUCACUCGUUCUUUGUGCAGUGUUCAGAGUGGAUGGACGUGAAACAGGAUUCAUUACACUGGACUUGGUCAGUGACAAGAAGAGGAAAUUGCUCCAGUCUAUGGCAGAAUGGUAAAAUGCAUGAGAAAAUAGUAAAAAUGAAAUUUCAUCAUUGUUUAUCAUUUACCAUUUCACUUGACACACGUCAGCCAACAAGGGUGCCUCAACAUGGUUGCUUAGCCUGCUAGAAAUAGCAGCGAAAUAUCCCACAAGUCACACUCAAGAAAAUUUGGUCUUCAAUAUAUAUAUAUAUAAACUAGAUGGUCACAGUUGGAAUGUCUUUAAGUUGGUUUGCUGAACGAGGAAGGACUUGUUGCUAAACAAUAACGAACACUGUUCAACAGGUGAGGCAUAGAUGUUCUGCAAUACCUGUCCUGUCACGCUGCAGCUGAGCAGCCACUUUGCCAAAACCACAAACUAUGCAAUGUUGAAGCAGCCACCACCACCACCACCAUUGUAUCUAGACAUACUACAGUACAACGUUGCCGUAACAAUAACAGCAACCCCUGUUCUGACACUCCAUUGACCAGCAUCUAGAAGCUGGGGCUGAACAAUAAUCGCUGCAGCCACAAAAGCACAUUGUCAUUGCUGCUGAUACACCACACUCCAAUACCACUCCUGAUACUAUAUACUGCUGUCACUGCACUCCAAUACCACUGCUGAUAGCAUAGGGCCUUCGGUAUUGCUGCUGAUACACGACCGAACCCUACUGCUGACAUCACACUGCAGAACCACUUCAAUACUGUUACAGGCGUCAAACUUCAAUAGCACUAAUGACAUACAACUUUUGAGAGAGGAGCAGGAGGGGACCGUGAAAUAAUGGAAUCGAGCAAGUCUAAUGUGGCUGAAAGAGAAGGGUCUGGAUGUAGGUAUGUACACACACACACACACAUGUACUGUACAUUAUUUACACUUGUUUGCAGAACCAUCAAGUACCUGGUUAAUUACUGUGUAAACACACUGUGUUUAUGAGGGUGUAUAGACUCAUUCACAUGGACAUACACAUACCUAGUACAUGGAAGUAAAUAUACACACACAAAUGCACAUUUGUAUGUGUGUAUGUGUAUAGAUAUUAUUUGUUUUCUCUGCAUUGCUAAGCACAGGUAUAGGUGAAGGAAUGUUAAGAACAUGAAAUUACAUUCACCUGAAAAACAUCUCUCCUCUCACUAAAAUAUAUUCUCUUUUCUUUUCACAUUUAUACCUUUCAAAUAUGUUUUAGAAAGGGUUUUUCUGAAAUUUGAAUUGCCUAAAUUUUAAGCCUGUUUUAUUUAUUAUUGUUUUGAAUAUGAUGGAGAAUUGGUAAAAGAGUUCUUGAGAAACUGCCAUGCACAAUUGUAUUUAGUUGCACAGCUUCACCUCCAGUGUUUAACUCCUACAUUGGUUGGAAUUGAACUCCAAUGUUUUCUCACUCACGAAAAAUGUGGCCUUGCAUCUAGGUUAGUAACGAAUUUUAUUAGUCUUGAAAGCCAGGGAAUUCAGAAUUGGGAGAAUGGCAGAAGGGAAUGAUUUAUGUUAUUUAGCUUUUAACCUUUACAUUGUGAGUUCAGAUCCUACCAGCAUCAAGAUUUGCCUUUCACACUUUUCGCGUCAACAGAAUAAAAUAAUGAAGUGAUAGGUAUACAUAAUACAUGAAAUGUUCCCCUUCGUGCCUACCAUGUUAGAAAAAUAAUCGUUGCUAGGUUUGUCACCUUUUAUUAUUUGUUUUCUCUGCAUUGCUAAGCACAGAUUUGUGGUUUGGUUUUACAGUUUCCGAUACAUGUGCUUUAGGCAUACACAAGUCCUGGGAUUGGGGUUUAUGUAUUUGUCUGCUUGUUUUUUAAUCAUUCCUAAAACACCUGUCAUAGGAUUGUUUGUUUCCACUCUCCACAUUUCUCUGUUUUCAGGUCUUUAUCAUCAUCAUCAUCAUCGUUUAACGUCCGCUUUCCAUGCUAGCAUGGGUUGGACGAUUUUGACUGAGGGCUGGCGAACCAGAUGGCUGCACCGGGCUCCAAUCUUGAUCUGGCAGAGUUUCUAUGGCUGGAUGCUCUUCCUAAUGCCAACCACUCCGAGAGUGUAGUGGGUGCUUUUUACGUGCCACAAUAAUAAUAGUAAUAAUAAUAAUGAUGAUGAUGAUGGACUCUCUCAUCGAAGACGAUGUAUGAAUGUUCAACUUUUAACUUUGGUUAAUUUCUUUGAGAGAUAUUUUAUCCUAUCUUGGAAAUGAUACUUCAGUUACCUCGUUUCCUAGUUGUCCUUGACAACAAUAUCUGGCUUAUUAUCAUUGAUCUCCCUUUGCUGUGUUACAUGACAUACCCCAGAGUAUGAUCCUCUUUAUCAUCCUCGCAGACCUUCCCUAUUGCAUCCCUUUUCUGUUAUUAUUUCAAAAUAACUUCUAAUGUACAUAAGCUUCAACUCUGCAAUGCCUGCAGCUGUGUUCCUUCUUGACUGAGACUGAGCAGCAAUCACUAAACAUAUCAAAGAAGCACGUUCUGGUCCUUAGUAACCCAACAAAAAUCCUCAAAUGAUGAAGAUUUUAAGCCUUCAGAGAGGAUCUGUCUUGGUUUCUCUCCAUUUAUAUCAUUUGUCAAAAGAAUAUUUUGAAGAUUGGGAUUUCCUAUAUGGGAUCAGGAAAUACUUCAGCCCUGGUCAUUGACUGACACUUGGCAAAACUAAAAAGUUACCCAUUCAAGGGUUACUGCCCACAUAUCGAGGGUGGUUCUGUGACCACACUUCAAAAAUGGACAUUUACCCAGGCUUACAACUAUUUUCCUCUUUCUGUCCAUGUUCUUCUCAACUAGCAUUUCUUCAUAUAUCCUCUUAACUUAUUUGAUGCACUUUUCUCUCUUUACCCUUACUGUUUCUCAUGCCAAACUUGUUUGCUAAAUAAUUCUUAUAUAGUCAUUUCCUGCAGCCCUUCAAAUCUUUUCUGGCCUUUCUUCUUUCCUAAAAGCAUCAACAUAUUGAAAGAUUUGAAUGUAAAAAUUCACCCAUUCUAAGGACAGUUCUGAAAAGCAAUCGUAUUACUAACAUUUUACAAUCUACUUACAAUUAUUAACUGUACUUUGAUAGUUUUUAUUAAAGUUUUUCAAAAGUCAUAUGUGGCCUGCUAGAUCGAUCUGCUAAUAAGUGUGUCGGCUGUGUGCAAGAAAUAUGACAUACCAUGAAGCACAUAGCAGAGUAGUUUGUUGUCUUAGAUUAGUAAAUACACAAACUGUUCGUCUGGUGGUGUAGGCUUGCAAAAUGCAUUUGUUGUUAGCUCUACAUACGAGGAUCAGUUCCAAAUAAAUAAUUUAGCCAAGAGAGGUGUGUGGUCUGUCUUCACUGAAACUGAUGAUGGCCAACUAAAUUGAAAUCACAUAGAUUCAGCUAUGAAACCCAUAUGUUCUGCUUGGGGAUUAUAAACCCAAGAUUGUUUGGGAUUAAAUUUCCAUAUUUGUGAAACAAAAAAAUAGGGAAUAGCAAACUGGUUUUGCGUGAUAGACAAUGGUGUGAAAAAGGGUCAGGAAUUGCUAGCAUAUAAAGCAGUGAUAUACAUUUAAAAA